GACCAGUACUUAGAACUUUAUUCGAUUGUCUGGUCUUAACGAAGAUCAGUUAAAGUUUUUGCAAAGUUUUUCAUCUCCAAUUUGUUUUUUCCUUUAUUUUGUUAUCUCGAUUAUCCUGUGAUCUUAAACAUUAACAAUGAAGCCAUUUGCCUUAGUCCUUUUAUCAGUUACUUUAGUUGCUGCCUCUAGAGGUGGUUCCUCAGGUGGUUACGGUGGUGGAUCCAGCGGUGGAUACGGUGGAGGUUCAUCAUCAGGUGGAUAUGGUGGUGGAUCAUCAGCCGGUGGUUAUGGUGGUGGUGCCUCUUCAGGUGGAUAUGGUGGAGGUUCAUCAGCCGGAGGUUACGGUGGUGGAUCAUCAUCAGGUGGUUAUGGUGGUAAUGCUGGUGGUGCCUCAGCUGGAGGUUAUGGCGGUUCUUCAGGUGGCUCAUCUUAUGGUGGACAAUCAGCCGGAGGCUAUGGAGGUGGAUCAAACAAGAAAUCCUCUUACAAAGUCCUCUACUUGCCAGUUAUCCCAGUGAAAUCACAAAAAUCCGGUGGAUCUGGUGGAUACGGCGGUGAAUCUGCCGGAGGUUAUGGCGGUAACUCUGGUGCCUCCUCAUCAUCUUAUGGUGGUCAAUCAGCUGGAGGUUAUGGUGGUUCCUCAGGUGGCUCAAGCUACGGAGGUUCAUCAGGCGGUUCAGGUUAUGGAGCUGGUGCUUCAUCAGGAUCAUCAGGCUACGGUGGUCAACAACAAGCUUCAGCCGGAGGUUAUGGUGGCUCUUCAGGCGGUUCAUCUUAUGGUGGACAAUCAGCUGGAGGUUAUGGUGGUUCAUCCUCAGGUGGCUCAAGCUACGGAGGUCAACAACAAGCUGGAGGUUAUGGAGGUAACUCUGGUGGAUCAAGCUACGGUGGACAAUCAGCCGGAGGUUAUGGUGGCUCUUCAGGAGGUUCAUCAUACGGUGGACAACAAUCCGGAGGUUAUGGUGGACAACAAGCUGGAGGUUACGGUGGAUCAUCAGGUGGCUCAAGCUACGGAGGUCAACAACAAGCUUCAGCCGGAGGUUACGGAGGUUCAUCCUCAGGUGGAUAUGGCGGUAACUCUGGUUCAAGUGCCGGUGGUUAUGGCGGUUCAUCAUCAGGUGGAUAUGGUGCUCAAGGUCAAUCCGACGAUGCUCCAGUUAUCCCAGUCAUCAUAAUCCAAAAAGAUGAAGCUGGUUACGGUGGACAACAAGCCUCAGCUGGAGGUUAUGGAGGUUCAUCCUCAGGUGGCUCAAGCUACGGAGGUUCAUCAGGUGGUUCAGGUUAUGGAGCUGGUGCUUCAUCAGGAUCAUCAGGUUACGGCAGUGGAUCUGGUUCAGGUUAUGGCGGUGGUUCAACCGGUGGUAAAUCAUCAGGUGGCUACGGUGGUUCCUCAGGUGGAUCAGGCUACGGUUCUGGUUCAGGUUCAGGUUCAGGUGGAUACGGAGGCUCAUCUGGAGGCUCAGGUUACGGUGGUAACUCAGGUGGAUCAGGAUACGGUUCUGGUUCAGGAUCUGGUUACGGCGGUGGAAAGGGCAAGGGCGGCGCUUCAGGUGCCUCAGGCUAUUGAUCUCACUAGACGCCUUCCAGUUUCCCUCCUUGAAUUAGCAAAAAGAUAAACUUUUCACUCUCACUCUCUACUUAAGACUCUGAACUCAUCAUAACCCUUUCCACUCCCACUCCCACUUCCACUCACAACCCUUUAACUCCCUUCAAUUUCAUUCUCAAUCAAAAUUCAUCAGCAAUCAAACACAAUCAACACGAUCAAUGGAAACCCUGAAAGUGACAAUUAUCAUUUAAGUUGAUGUUGAUUUUGUUAAAGACAAAUUAAUCCAAUGAUAACCAAGACAAUUUCAUUUGAUUUAAUUAACUCACUCAAAAAUCAAAUGGAUUAUCAUCAUGCUCAUUAAUCAUUAAUUCAUUACCAUCAUUUCAUUUAAUCAUCAUCAUGGUUUUUAACUAAUUAAUCUAAUUACCGUUACAUAUCUUAACCAUUUUUCUUUGAGCGAAAAUCAAAUCAAUACUGUUGAAUAAUUUAAUCACAAUUAGCUGAUGAAACUAAUUGUUUAGAGUAAAUUAUGAAAACUUAUCUGAUUAUUUUCCUCAAAUAGAAUCAACAAUUAACUAAAUGAUAAUUAAAAUGUCACUUACUCUUCCUCUUUCUAUCUUGUAAUAUAAUAUAAAUAAUAAUUUGUAUCAAGUUGAUUUUCAUAACAAUUAAAUCAAUUUGAUUCUUUUCGUUAAA
Messenger RNA from Panonychus citri (citrus red mite), 2242 nucleotides. RefSeq lists its product as uncharacterized. The transcript has 2 exons. The record is from RefSeq and is a predicted model, not a curated record. Lineage: Eukaryota; Metazoa; Arthropoda; Arachnida; Trombidiformes; Tetranychidae. Bases 137 to 1567 code for a protein of 476 amino acids.